Messenger RNA from Tupaia belangeri chinensis (Chinese tree shrew), 985 nucleotides. Its product is annotated as apolipoprotein R-like. The transcript is spliced from 4 exons. The coding region runs from base 133 to 705 and encodes 190 amino acids. NCBI's taxonomy places the organism in Eukaryota, Metazoa, Chordata, Mammalia, Scandentia, Tupaiidae. The record is from RefSeq and is a predicted model, not a curated record.
CUCGUUGCACUCAUUAUUGCCAAGACUUGGUUCCUUGGUUCAGGCAGCAGUUUGCUAGUAAUUCAGAGCAUCAGCUUCAGCCUGGUUCAGGGCAUCUGAGAACACAGUCCCAGUGCCUCUGAGAUUUGUGCCAUGUCUCCCAAGUUGCAGGGGAUUGUCCCAGCACUAUGGCUCCUUGGGGUCCUCUCUCCACUGUGGUGCCCACCUGUCCUGUGUGAUUGUAAGUUUCCUCCUACCAUUGCCCAUGGACAUCAUCGAGACGUAACUAGAUCCAUAUUCAGCACAAAGGAGUAUGCAUAUGAAUGUGAUGAAGGAUACACUCUGGUUGGAGAAUCAAGAAUCUCCUGCAGCUCUUCAGUCUGGUCUGCUCUGGCCCCUGAAUGUAAAGCUGUAUGUCCAAAACCAGAGAUAGAAAAUGGAAAGCCAUCUGUGGAUAAGGAUCAAUAUGCUGAAUCUGAAAACGUCACUGUUGAGUGUAACUCUGGUUAUGAUGUGGUUGGUUCUCAAAGUAUCACUUGCUCAGAGGACAGAACCUGGUAUCCAGAGGUGCCCAAGUGUGAGUGGGUGUUCCCUGAAGGCUGUGAGCAAGUCCUCGCAGGCAGAAAGCUGAUGCAGUGUCUCCCAAACCCAGAGGAUGUGAAAAUGGCCCUGGAGGUGUACAAGCUGUCUCUGGAGAUUGAACGACUGGAAAAAAGUGAGACUUGAAGAGGAAAAUCAUCAAUUAGUGAACUGAACACCACUCCUUUACUCCUCCUCCCACCCCGUACCCCAGAAAACAGAGAAUUAAUUACAUUUCUAUUUAGCGACCAUAAGGUUCCCUAAUUACUACUCUUUGCUGGGGAGGAAAGUACCUGUGUUAAAGACAAUUCCUUAAUGUCCUUUGUGAUACUGAUAAUGUAGAUCUACUGGCAAUUAUAGCUUAGCUCAGCUUAAGUUUCUGCUUUUUUGCAUUUGGCUGAAAUAAAUAUUCACCUGUUAAAAAUUA